UAUCUGUUUCUCCCUCCAGAAGCCAGCCAAUCAGAGAGCCCCAACCAGGCCAGCGAAUCUGAUAUCAAGGAGCAGCCAGAGAAUGGUCACCUGGGUUUUCAGGACAGCUUCGUCACACCUGGAGUCUUCACAGUGGCCGAGCUAGUACGAGUCUCACAGACACCCAUCGCAGCCGGCACCGGUCCAAACUUCUCAUUGGCCGACCUGGACAGCUCCUCCUACUACAGCAUGAGUCCAGGAGCCAUGAGGAGACCCCUACCCAGCACCUCCUCCUCCAGCUCUGCCAAGAGGAUAAAGUGUAUGGAGGAGGACGUGGACAGUCCAGGAGAGGAGUCCUACUACCCGGGUCAGGGUCGGUCUCCGGGCAGCGGCAGCCAGGCCAGCAGCUGGCACGACGUGGAGCCAGCUGGAUAUAAGCUGCGUGGCUCUCUAGCUAGCUCGUUCAUCUCCCGACAAGCGAGCCCCCACGCUCCCCCCUCCAGCCUCCACUUCUCCUCCUCCCCCAUCCUGCAGCAGCCCGGCUCCUACUUCUCCCACCCGGCCAUCAGGUAUCACCCGCAGGAGACGCUCAAGGAGUUCGUCCAACUGGUCUGUCCUGACUCCGCCCAGCAGGCCGGACAGGUGGGCUUCCUCAACCCUAAUGGUAGCUCCCAGGGAAAGGUCCACAACCCUUUCCUGCCGACGCCCAUGCUGCCUCCCCCUCCGCCUCCCCCGAUGGCCCGUCCCGUCCCACUGCCCGUUGACGCCAAGCCGCCCUCCACCUCCUCCACUGAGGGGGGAGGCAACUCGCCCACCUCGCCCACUUACUCUACCCCCACUACAUCUCCAGCCCAGCGGUUCGUCAGCGUCGGACCCAGAGACCCCGGCUUUAACAUCCCUCAGCAACCACAGUGGUACCUGGGAUAAGGACUCCAGAGGCCCCUCCAUCCUCCACCCACCUGUACGACAGAUCGCUGCAGCCUCCUCCUCAACAUUUCACCUUUGAUGCCAGCUGCAACAGAGAGCCCUGUCUUGCCCCACCCUUACAGCCCUCCCAUUCCCCUCUGCGCCUGACUCCGCUCCCACCAGCGCCAUACAGAGACUCAGCAGCAUCAGCAUGGCUACAGCGGAUCAAACGCACCCCGACCCUGGUGUUAAACACCCACUCUGUAAACUCUAUGUCAAAGACUUCCCUGUAGACAUAUGGUUCAUAUGUCAGUGUCCAUAUUUAGUGCCAGACCCCCCCUCCUCUCUUCCCCAACUCCCCAGAAACCAGACCAGGCUGAAAAAUUAGUGGGGGGACUGAGCCUUCAAUUUUGGGAACGCUGCAGGACUGAAUUACAGAGCUUCCCUUCUGGAGAAACCACAUACACACUCUCCCAUCAUCCUCUGCAGUGUGUGCAUCCAGUGGACUUGCAGGGGUACAAUGUCCUCUCCACUUCCACCACGCGACCCCCCCCAUCCCGAUGGAUUCCGAUGGCUUGGUCGGAUUGGUUGUUGGGACAGGACAGGAUGUGCUGUGGUUGGAGGGAGGGAGGAGGUGUUACCUGGCUCAGAUACCACCAGCUAAUACCCCCGCCCCCUCCCCACACCUGAGCCCUCACACACCUCCUGGGAUGGACUCCACCCCCACUUGACCCCACCCCCUGGUUGGUUGCAGGUCAGGGAGGGAGGAAGCCGACAAAGCUCUUUCCAAGGACAUAGACCAGUGCUUAAUGGAAAGACGUGAUCUGACGGGGAGGUGGUGCGGGUGCAAACAGACGCCCUUCCUGUUUCACAGUAAUAACAUGAACUAC
This is a messenger RNA of Seriola dumerili (greater amberjack), 1775 nucleotides long. It is a transcript of the gene nfia, whose product is annotated as nuclear factor 1 A-type-like. The record is from RefSeq and is a predicted model, not a curated record. Gene Ontology annotation, molecular function: RNA polymerase II cis-regulatory region sequence-specific DNA binding; DNA-binding transcription factor activity, RNA polymerase II-specific. Gene Ontology annotation, biological process: regulation of transcription by RNA polymerase II. Gene Ontology annotation, cellular component: nucleus. Lineage: Eukaryota; Metazoa; Chordata; Actinopteri; Carangiformes; Carangidae. The transcript is spliced from 9 exons. The annotation marks the transcript as partial.